AAUCCAACAAAGAGUCAGCGACUAUAACCUUCGCUCAAGUCCACAUUCCUGUUCACUCGAUCCAAAUUCAUCCAUCAGAACUCACAAUGGCGCGAACAGCCAUCUCCAGCCUUGCACGAGCAACGGCGCGAUCAAUGAGACCACACUCCUCACUCACAGCUCCUCGUUCUCUUCCCAUCCGUCAACCUGCCUUACAAAUCUCUCGUGUUCUUUCAAUAUCCCCUGCUCGGACAUUCUCUUCGACAAGAGCCACGUACAAGGGUCUCUCCCCAGAAUCCGAAGAUCCGCAGCCCAUUCCCAAGCAGCCAUUAUCAAACACUGCUACGAAGCCCACGGAUAUUACAGCCCAGGAAUAUGAGGAGCUAUCUAAUUCAUAUAUGGACUUCCUUGUGGAGAAACUAGAGGAGUUGCAAGAGGAGAAGGAGGAAGUCGAUGUGGAAUACAGUUCCGGCGUUCUCACCCUCAAGUUCCCCCCGGCCGGAACCUAUGUGAUUAAUAAACAGCCUCCGAAUAAGCAGAUUUGGCUCUCGUCGCCGAUUUCCGGGCCCAAGAGGUAUGAUUACGUGGUGGUGAGUGAAGGGCAGGAUGCGAAGGAGGAUACAGGCGCAGGUAUAUGGGUGUACUUGAGAGAUGGGUCAACGCUGGCAGGUCUGUUGGAGACUGAGCUGGGCAUUGAUUUGAGCAAGUUGGAAGAAUAGGUGUCGCUUCUGCCACAUCGAACGUGUACUUUUAAGGUUGGAGUGUAGAGAUAUAGGGAGAUAGCAUGGUAUGAUGUCGGCAGGCUGUCUUUCAGAAUUAUGGUUCAAUAUGAAGAGCAGCGUGGCAGG
Messenger RNA from Amorphotheca resinae ATCC 22711, 827 nucleotides. RefSeq lists its product as hypothetical. The transcript has 2 exons. Gene Ontology annotation, cellular component: mitochondrion. NCBI's taxonomy places the organism in Eukaryota, Fungi, Ascomycota, Leotiomycetes, Helotiales, Amorphothecaceae. Gene Ontology annotation, molecular function: ferrous iron binding; 2 iron, 2 sulfur cluster binding; iron chaperone activity. Bases 87 to 698 code for a protein of 203 amino acids. Gene Ontology annotation, biological process: intracellular iron ion homeostasis; iron incorporation into metallo-sulfur cluster. The record is from RefSeq and is a predicted model, not a curated record.